This is a messenger RNA of Galeopterus variegatus (Sunda flying lemur), 4208 nucleotides long. RefSeq names its product anaplastic lymphoma receptor tyrosine kinase (gene ALK). The transcript has 25 exons. NCBI's taxonomy places the organism in Eukaryota, Metazoa, Chordata, Mammalia, Dermoptera, Cynocephalidae. The record is from RefSeq and is a predicted model, not a curated record. The coding region runs from base 144 to 3707 and encodes 1187 amino acids. Gene Ontology annotation, biological process: positive regulation of kinase activity; regulation of cell population proliferation; protein phosphorylation. Gene Ontology annotation, molecular function: ATP binding; transmembrane receptor protein tyrosine kinase activity; protein binding. Gene Ontology annotation, cellular component: signaling receptor complex; membrane.
CAGUGCUGCAUGGAAGAAUUGGGCACCCAGAGAACCCUUUCCGAGUGGCCUUAGAAUACAUCUCCAGUGGAAACAGAAGCUUGUCUGCAGUAGACUUCUUUGCCGUGAAGAACUGCAGUGAAGGAACAUCCCCUGGCUUCAAGAUGGCCCUGCAGAGUUCCUUCACUUGUUGGAACGGGACAGUCCUCCAGCUCGGGCAGGCCUGCGACUUCCACCGGGACUGUGCCCAGGGAGAAGACGAGGGCCAACUAUGCAGUAGACUCCCUGCUGGUUUUUACUGUGAUUUCGAGGAUGACUUCUGUGGCUGGACCCAAGGCACACUCUUACCCGACAUGCCCCGGUGGCAGGUCAGGACCUUAAAGGAUGCCCGCUUCCAGGACCACAAAGGCCACGCCUUGCUGCUCAGCACCACCAAUGUCCCCACCUCUGAAAGUGCUGCAGUGACCAGCACUAUAUUCCCCGCGCCGAUGAAGAACUCUCCGUGCGAGCUCCGAAUGUCCUGGCUCAUCCGUGGAAUUUUGAGAGGAAAUGUGUCCUUGGUGCUGGUGGAGAACAAAACUGGAAAAGAACAAAGCAGGAUGGUCUGGCAUGUUGGCGCCAAUGAAGGCUUGAGCCUGUGGCAGUGGACUGUGUUGCCUCUCCUCGACGUGUCCGACAGGUUCUGGCUGCAGAUGGUCGCGUGGUGGGGGCAAGGAUCCAGAGCCACUGUAGCUUUUGACAAUAUCUCCAUCAGCCUGGACUGCUACCUCACCAUCAGCGGGGAGGACAAGGUGCCACAGAAUGCAGCACCCAAAUCAAGAAAUCUGUUUGAGAGAAACCCAAACAAGGAGCCCAAACCCUGGGAAAAUAUGCCAAGACAGACCCCCAUCUUUGACCCUACAGUUCACUGGCUGUUCACCACAUGUGGGGCCAGUGGGCCCCACGGCCCCACCCAGGCCCAGUGCAACAACGCCUACCAGAACUCCAACCUGAGCGUGGUAGUGGGCAGCGAGGGCCCCCUAAAGGGCAUCCAGAUCUGGAAGGUGCCAGCCACCGACACCUACAGCAUCUCGGGCUAUGGAGCCGCGGGCGGGAAAGGUGGGAAGAAUACCAUGAUGCGGUCCCACGGCGUGUCUGUGCUGGGCAUCUUCAACCUGGAGAAGGACGACACGCUGUACAUCCUGGUCGGGCAGCAGGGGGAGGACGCCUGCCCCAGCACAAACCAAUUGAUCCAGAAAGUCUGCGUUGGAGAGAACAAUGUGAUAGAAGAAGAAAUCCGUGUGAACAGAAGCGUGCAUGAGUGGGCAGGAGGAGGAGGAGGAGGGGGUGGAGCCACCUAUGUGUUUAAGAUGAAAGAUGGAGUACCCGUGCCCCUGAUCAUUGCAGCCGGCGGUGGUGGCAGGGCGUAUGGAGCCAAGACAGACACAUUCCACCCAGAGAGACUGGAGAAUAACUCCUCGGUUCUGGGGCUAAAUGGCAAUUCCGGAGCAGCAGGUGGUGGAGGUGGCUGGAAUGAUAACACUUCCUUGCUCUGGGCUGGAAAAUCUUUGCUGGAGGGUGCUACCGGAGGACAUUCCUGCCCCCAGGCCAUGAAGAAGUGGGGGUGGGAGACAAGAGGGGGUUUCGGAGGGGGUGGAGGGGGGUGCUCCUCAGGUGGAGGAGGCGGAGGAUAUAUAGGCGGCAAUGCAGCCUCGAACAAUGACCCUGAAAUGGAUGGGGAAGAUGGGGUUUCCUUCAUCAGUCCACUGGGCAUUCUGUACACCCCAGCUUUAAAAGUGAUGGAGGGCCACGGGGAAGUGAAUAUUAAGCAUUACCUAAACUGCAGUCACUGUGAGGUAGAUGAAUGCCACAUGGAUCCCGAGAGCCACAAGGUCAUCUGCUUCUGUGACCAUGGGAUGGUGCUGGCCGAGGAUGGUGUCUCCUGCAUUGUGUCUCCCACUCCGGAGCCCCACCUGCCACUCUCGCUGAUCCUCUCCGUUGUCACUUCUGCCCUGGUGGCUGCCCUCGUCCUGGCUUUCUCUGGCAUCAUGAUUGUGUACCGCCGGAAGCACCAGGAGCUGCAAGCCAUGCAGAUGGAGCUGCAGAGCCCUGAGUACAAGCUGAGCAAGCUCCGCACCUCGACCAUCAUGACCGACUACAACCCAAACUACUGCUUUGCCGGCAAGACUUCGUCCAUCAGUGACCUGAAGGAGGUGCCACGGAAAAACAUCACCCUCAUUCGGGGUCUGGGCCAUGGUGCAUUUGGGGAGGUGUAUGAAGGCCAGGUGUCUGGAAUGCCCAGCGACCCAAGCCCCUUGCAAGUGGCUGUAAAGACACUGCCUGAGGUGUGCUCAGAACAGGACGAGCUGGAUUUCCUCAUGGAGGCCCUGAUCAUCAGCAAGUUCCACCACCAGAACAUCGUGCGCUGUAUCGGGGUGAGUCUGCAGGCCCUGCCCCGAUACAUCCUGCUGGAGCUCAUGGCGGGAGGAGACCUCAAGUCCUUCCUGCGGGAGACCCGCCCUCGCCCGAAUCAGCCCUCCUCCUUGGGCAUGCUGGACCUUCUGCACGUGGCUCGGGACAUUGCCUUUGGCUGUCAGUAUUUAGAGGAAAACCACUUCAUCCACAGGGACAUUGCUGCCAGGAACUGCCUCUUGACCUGUCCAGGCCCUGGAAGAGUGGCCAAGAUUGGAGACUUUGGAAUGGCCCGAGACAUCUACAGAGCAAGCUACUACAGAAAAGGAGGGUGUGCGAUGCUGCCAGUUAAGUGGAUGCCCCCGGAGGCCUUCAUGGAGGGAAUAUUCACUUCUAAAACGGACACAUGGUCCUUUGGAGUGCUGCUGUGGGAAAUAUUUUCUCUUGGAUAUAUGCCAUACCCUAGCAAAAGCAACCAGGAAGUUUUGGAGUUCGUCACCAGUGGAGGACGGAUGGAUCCACCUAAGAACUGCCCUGGGCCUGUAUACAGGAUAAUGACUCAAUGCUGGCAACAUCAGCCUGAAGACAGGCCCAACUUUGCCAUAAUUUUGGAGAGGAUUGAAUACUGCACCCAGGACCCUGAUGUAAUCAACACUGCCUUACCGAUAGAAUACGGCCCACUCAUGGAAGAGGAAGAGAAAGUGCCCAUGAGGCCCAAAGACCCUGAGGGGAUUGCUCCUCUCCUGGUCUCUCCCCAGCAGGUAAAGCAGGAGGCAGCGCACAGCCCGGCCGCACCCCCUCCUCUGCCCACCACUUCCUCCGGCAAAGCCCUGAAGAAAGCCACAGCUGCAGAGGUCUCUGUCCGAGUCCCCAGAGGACCGGCCGUGGAGGGGGGACAUAUUAAUAUGGCAUUUUCUCAGUCCAACCCACCAUCGGAGCUGCACAAGGUCCAGGGAUCCAGAAACAAACCGACCAGCUUGUGGAACCCAACUUAUGGCUCCUGGUUUACAGAGAAACCCACCAAAAAGAACAAUCCUCCGGCCAAGAAGGAGCAACAGGAGAGGGGAGACUUGGGACGUGAGGGGAGCUGUACUGUCCCACCCAACGUUGCCACCGGGAGACUUGCGGGGGCCUCGCUGCUCCUGGAGCCGUCCUCGCUGACAGCCAGCAUGAAGGAGGUGCCCCUGUUCAGGCUGCGCCACUUCCCCUGCGGGAACGUCAACUACGGCUACCAGCAGCAGGGCUUACCUUUAGAGGCCACCACCGCCCCCGGAGCUAGUCAUUACGAGGACACUAUGCUGAAAAAUAAGAAUAGCAUAAACCAGCCGGGGCCCUGAGCCCGCAGGCACUCACUUCCCUUCCUUAAGGAGCCCUGAGCUCCUCCACAGACCAGAGACCAAAUGUCACUCUUCAUCUUGUGCCAACUUGUCUUGAAGUGCCACAUACAGAGCUGUAUUUUCAAAAUGCUUUAGAAAGGUUUUGAGCAUGGGUUCAUCCUAUACUUUCAAAAGAAGAUAAUAUCAUUAAAAUGAGUGAUACCUACGAGGCCCAGCCUUGGCCUUGGCCGCAUAAGGUUUUUAUGCAUGGUUCUUGUAUAUUUCCUUAUGCUUCUUCUCAGUUGUGUGUGCUCUGCCUCAAUGUAGUCAGAAGUAGCUGCUUACGUGUUUCAUAGCUGGAGUCAUAGAAGUUUCCUUCCUUGUUGAUGUGGACUUGAAACAUUUAAGGGGAGAGGGAACAGAAAUAAAGGAGUUAUUUGUAAUAAUUCAGCAUGGAGAAAGACAUUCUUUACUUGGAAAAGAAAAAUCGUAGACAACUAACUGAAACAUCACUUUAGAUGG